AUGGCGUCUCCCUCCACACUCGUUCACUCCCUAGGUCAUAAUACCCUGGGAAAGACAGAUAUCGCUGUCCAGUCGGUCCUUUUGGGUAUUGUUUUUGUUUUUGUCGGUCUGCGGCUAUGGUCGCGACGAUUGCAGUGGAUGUCGCUCCAAUUGAAUGAUUUGUUGAUUAUAGUUGCGACGUUCUUUAUGGUCGGUCGCUAUGUGGUGGAAAUCAUGAUGGUCGUGCUGUGUGGAAUGGGACUGCAUUCCACAGAGGUAACCCAGGUCCGAGGGUCUGAGGUUUUCGUCCAAUUUAAUGAACUUACAUAUGCGGGUGAUCUUCUCUGGGUCACGGUGAUCGCAUUGGUUCAGCUGUCCAUUCUCAACUAUUAUGUGCACAACUUCAGUCAGCGAGCUCUGACCGUGUUAGCAUAUAUUAUCAUAGCCCUAUGUUCAGCUCUCUGGGUUGCGAGCUUCUUUGCAACAGCGUUUUUCUGCACCCCGCCGAAGAGAAUAUGGCUUGCCGACACUCCGGGUCAUUGCGGUGAUCGAGAAAUGUUGCAUAGCAGUGUCAAUGCGAGCGAGGCGGCUCUCAGCUUCUUGGUUGUCAUUCUUCCUUUUCCCUGGAUGUGGCGCAUACCCUUAUCGAAGACCAAGAGGACUGCACUAAUGUGUAUCCAACUGCUAGGGCUGGGAAUCAUCACUAUUAUUGCCAUCCGCAUGAAAAGCGAGUUUGACCUCGACCCAGAAGACGCAACGUACAGCUCAGCCAGGAAGUCAAUACUUUCAUGCAUCGUGCCUCCUCUGGGAAUAAUUGUUGCCUGUCUCCCAACUCUGGAUCCAGCCAUCCAAAAGAUGUUCAGAGUAUCAGUGCCUACAUCUACAGCCCAUAAUUCCAUAUAUGAUCCAAGCUUUGCAAGGUAUUGGAAGGCGACGGUCCUUUCGGGUAGGGGGUUGGAGGAACCAGAGAUGCCUCUGGUCGGUCUUACUCAACCCUUCAUGGCAAAGAUGAGCUAUCUUGCUCCUGGUAAUAUACAGGUCACUUCACAUUGGGAGAUUCAUUCGUCGCGAGGUUCGGCAAGACUUGAUAGAUCACCCGUGCGAUAG
Molecule: messenger RNA, 1086 nt
Organism: Penicillium psychrosexuale
Lineage: Eukaryota; Fungi; Ascomycota; Eurotiomycetes; Eurotiales; Aspergillaceae
Exons: 4
Coding region: 1-1086 (361 amino acids)
Source: RefSeq, a predicted model, not a curated record